Aplosporella prunicola CBS 121167 is the source of this 282-nucleotide messenger RNA. RefSeq lists its product as uncharacterized. The record is from RefSeq and is a predicted model, not a curated record. The coding region runs from base 1 to 282 and encodes 93 amino acids. The transcript has 2 exons. NCBI's taxonomy places the organism in Eukaryota, Fungi, Ascomycota, Dothideomycetes, Botryosphaeriales, Aplosporellaceae.
AUGGCCAUCUCGCCCGCGACUAAGAUGCAGCAACAGACGGGGCUGUACAUGGGCAAGUCGACGAUCCCUCGCCGCCGGCACCUCCAGCCCGAGUUUCACAAUGCCAACACGCCCUGCCACCAGUACCAUUUCCAGGCCAUUACGGGCCUGCUAGGCACGGUCUUUGCCGAUGAGCUAGUCGCCGCAUACCCGGAAGCCAAAGUUACCGUGAAUCAGCAGCCCGACAUCGACGCCUGGUACCAGGGCAAUAGGCACGCCAUGGUGCCUAUCAGAUAUGGCUGA